Molecule: messenger RNA, 378 nt
Organism: Exophiala aquamarina CBS 119918
Lineage: Eukaryota; Fungi; Ascomycota; Eurotiomycetes; Chaetothyriales; Herpotrichiellaceae
Exons: 1
Coding region: 1-378 (125 amino acids)
Source: RefSeq, a predicted model, not a curated record
AUGGCUACGCAACAAAUAUUCCCCAGCUUGAGAAGUCGGUCAAGACUCUCUAACAACUUGCGAAGAUCAUGUAUGAGUCCACAUCUAUCGACGGUGCCAACAGUAUGGACAUCACAAAGAAAUUAUUCAGACAGCCAGAGCAAAGAAAGCAGAGAUACUCGGUAUCCCAGAAGCAAAUCAAGCGCCAAUGCCAACGCCGAUCCAGGAGAAGUUCCUCGGUUCAGCAUGCGCGACCUUGGUGCUUCACCAACAGUGAAGGUCAUCGUCUACACUACAAUUGGAAUCAUUGCCACGCUCGAGACAUACGCCUACGGCAGAUGGGCCUGGUACAAAUGGGGUCCAAAAGCGGACGGUCCGGAGCAGGUUAGCGAAGAAUGA